Molecule: messenger RNA, 1221 nt
Organism: Ostreococcus tauri
Lineage: Eukaryota; Viridiplantae; Chlorophyta; Mamiellophyceae; Mamiellales; Bathycoccaceae
Product: Thioredoxin, conserved site
Exons: 1
Coding region: 1-1221 (406 amino acids)
Molecular function (GO): phosphoadenylyl-sulfate reductase (thioredoxin) activity
Source: RefSeq, a predicted model, not a curated record
AUGACGUCGCGCGCGCGCGCGGGCCCGGUCGUCCAGCGCAUCGCGAGGAAUCGCGUUUUUGGCGAUGACGUGAAAGCCUCGCGAAGAACGUCGCGAGUGACGCCCGCGAGGGACGCGCGGGCGCGCGCGACGGCGCUGGAGAUUGUCGAUCACGCGUUGGAGACGCACGGUGAUCGAAUCGCGAUCGCGUUCAGCGGGGCGGAGGACGUGGCGGUGAUUCAGUACGCGGCGCUCACGGGACGGGGGUUUCGCGUGUUCUCGCUGGACACGGGACGGUUGAACCCGGAGACGUACGAGCUGUUCGAUGCGGUGGAGAAACACUUUGGAAUAAAGAUUGAGUACUGUUUUCCAGACGCGGAUGCGGUGAAGGCGCUGGUGAAUGAAAAGGGGAUGUUUUCGUUUUACGAGGAUGGACACAAGGAGUGCUGCGGCGUGCGCAAGGUGCAGCCGUUGCGGGCAAAGCUGGCGACGUUGGACGCGUGGAUGACGGGACAGAGGAAGGAUCAGAGCCCGGGGACGAGGAACGCGGUGCCGGCGUCGCAGGUCGAUCCGGUGUUCGUCGGUGCGAAGGGAGGCGAGGGGAGUUUGAUGAAGUACAAUCCGCUCACGGAUAUGACGUCGACCGAGGUUUGGGAUUUCUUGCGCGUCAUGGGCACGCCCGUGAACGCUUUGCACGAGCGAGGGUACGUCUCGAUCGGUUGUGCGCCGUGCACUCGCGCCGUACUCCCGGGACAGCAAGAGCGCGAGGGUCGAUGGUGGUGGGAAGACGCCGCGUCCAAGGAGUGCGGAUUGCACAGCGGCAACGUAUCCGACGAGGCGAAGAAGACGCAAGAGGAUCGCGAAGCGACGGAGGAGGACAUCUUCGAGCACGAACUCGUACGCGCGCUCUCGCACGACCAGAUCGCGGCGUUGCGGGAUGAAAAGACGCACGCGGAGACGACGCUCGCCGUGCUCUACGCCCCGUGGUGUCCGCACUGCCAACGCAUGGUCGACGGCUAUGAAACCGCGGCGGAGCGCCUCACGCCGAACGGGAUCACGUUCGCCAAAUUCCGCGCCGAUCGCGACGAAAAGGAGUGGGCCAAGGAAAACCUAUCCCUCAACUCGUUCCCGACCGUUCUCCUGUUCCCCAAGGGUCGAUCCGGAUACAUCAAGCUCGGGAGCGAGCGCAGGGACGCGGACUCGUUGCGAAUCUUCAUCGAGAGCGUCUGUGGAAAAAUAUGA